This is a messenger RNA of Scomber scombrus (Atlantic mackerel), 8559 nucleotides long. RefSeq names its product iron-responsive element binding protein 2 (gene ireb2). Gene Ontology annotation, molecular function: iron-responsive element binding; 4 iron, 4 sulfur cluster binding; aconitate hydratase activity. The coding region runs from base 105 to 3014 and encodes 969 amino acids. Gene Ontology annotation, biological process: tricarboxylic acid cycle; citrate metabolic process. NCBI's taxonomy places the organism in Eukaryota, Metazoa, Chordata, Actinopteri, Scombriformes, Scombridae. Gene Ontology annotation, cellular component: mitochondrion; cytosol. The record is from RefSeq and is a predicted model, not a curated record. The transcript has 22 exons.
UGGGCGUGGCUGCAGAUCUCCGUGCGCUGAUUGGCCGGCUCUCUGUCUGGUUCGGUUCGCCACGGUGAUCGUGAGAACGGGUCGUGUUGAUUUCAGAAGUCAUCAUGGCGCUCACUUCCCCAGUCAAAGAGCACCCGUACGGCCAUCUAAUCGACACACUAUCAGAUGGCAAGAUCCAAUUCUUUAAUCCACAGAAAUUAAAUGAUCCAAGAUAUGAUAAGCUGCCUUUGUCCAUCCGUGUCUUACUGGAGGCAGCAAUCCGUAAUUGUGAUGGCUUUUACACAAAAGAGGAACACGUCCAGAACAUUAUGGAUUGGCAGCAGCAGCAGAAUAAAGCCGAGGUGCCGUUCUCUCCAGCACGAGUCCUUUUGCAGGACUUCACUGGUAUUCCUGCCAUGGUGGAUCUGGCAGCCAUGAGGGACGCUGUGGCCAAACACGGCAUGGACCCUAACCUGGUCAACCCUAAAUGCCCCACAGACCUCAUCGUAGACCAUUCACUACAAAUUGAUUAUAGCAAAUGUGCCAUACAGAAUGGUCCGAACCCCGGUGGAGGGGACGGCACUUCCCGCCCAACUCCCUCCAGGCCUCCUCAGCUCAGAGGAGGCUCGCAGUGCGGAGGCCAGCGGAGCUCCUGUAGUAAAGCCGCCUGCAACGACCCUCCAGCCUCCCCCGGUCGACCUGCAGCGUCUGUCCAGCAGAUAGAGAAUACACCUCUCCUCUGUCCUUUCCACCUGCAGCCUGUGUCUGAACCUGAAACAGCUCUGAAGAAUCAGGAAAUGGAGCUGAUGAGAAACAAAGAGAGGCUAAGGUUCUUUAAGUGGUGUUCAAAAGCAUUUAAGAAUGUGAAUGUGGUUCCCCCGGACGUUGGCGCAGUCCACCAGGUGAAUCUGGAGUAUCUGUCCAGAGUGGUCCAGCUCAGCGACGGUUACAUCUACCCCGACAGCGUGGUGGGAACCGAUUCACACACCACCAUGAUCAAUGGCCUGGGCAUCCUGGGCUGGGGUGUUGGGGGGAUUGAGUCAGAAGCCGUGAUGCUGGGCCAGCCAGUGUGUCUGACCCUUCCUCAGGUGGUAGGCUGUAAACUGGUGGGCACCAUCAACCCUCUGACCACUUCCAUAGACAUCGUCCUCGGCAUCACCAAGCACUUGCGGCAAGCCGGAAUCGCCGGAAAGUUCGUAGAGUUUUUUGGACCUGGUGUAUCCCAGCUGUCAGCUCCCGACCGCACCACCAUCGCCAACAUGUGCCCUGAGUACAACGCCACUGUCAGCUUCUUCCCCGUCGACAACGUCACAAUCAGGCACUUUAAAAAGACAAACUUUACCCAGGAAAAACUUGAAUUACUGGAGUCUUACAUGAAGGCUGUAAAACUUUUUCGAAGCUAUGAAGACCCCUCAGAAGACCCGCAGUAUUCUGAGGUGAUUGAAAUCAACCUGAGCUCCAUGGUGCCACAAGUGAGCGGACCGAAGAGGCCUUCGGACAGAGUGGCAGUCAGCAACAUGAAAGAAGAUUUCCAAAGUUGUCUUGAUGAGAAGGUGGGCUUCAAAGGCUUCCAUAUCUCUAAGGAGAAGCAGGAGACUCUGGUUCCUUUCCUGCACGGCGGUCAGGAGUACCAGCUGGCACACGGCUCGGUGGUCAUCGCAGCCGUGAUCAGUUGCACCAACAACUGCAACCCGUCUGUCAUGCUGACUGCAGGUCUACUGGCCAAAAAGGCUGUGGAGGCAGGGCUCAUCGUCAAGCCGUACAUUAGGACCAGCCUGGCUCCUGGAAGCGGCAUGGUCACUCACUACCUCAAUACCAGUGGAGUCCUGCCUUACUUUAACCAGCUGGGAUUUGAGGUGAUAGGUUACGGCUGUGCCACCUGUGUAGGGAACACAGCGGCACCGUUACCAGAAACUGUUGUGGAUGCAAUCAAACAGGGGGAUUUGGUGGCCUGUGGUGUGUUGUCUGGCAACAGGCACUUUGAAGGCCGUCUCUGUGACUGCGUGCGUGCCAACUACCUGGCCUCCCCUCCUCUGGUGGUGGCGUAUGCCAUCGCGGGCACUGUGGGGAUCGACUUUGAGAAAGAGCCUUUAGGUGUGACAUCAGAGGGCAAGGAGCUGUACCUCCGCGAUAUCUGGCCGUCCAGGGAGGAGAUCCAACAGACUGAGGAGGAGACAGUCAUCACCUCCAUCUUUAAGGAUCUCAGGGGAAGGAUGGAGAAAGGGAACUCAUUUUGGAACAACAUCGACUAUCCAGAGUCUGUUGUUUUCCCCUGGGAUCACAAGUCCACGUACAUCCGUUCACCGUCUUUCUUCAGCAAAUUAGGUAAAGACGUGCCACCUCCUCAGUCGAUAGAGAACGCUCAUGCCUUACUGUUCCUCGGAGACAAAGUGACCACAGAUCACAUCUCGCCGGCUGGGAGCAUCGCCAGGGUCAGCGCAGCCGCCAAAUACCUGCUGAGCAAACGACUGACGCCGCGGGAGUUUAACUCGUAUGGCGCUCGCAGGGGGAAUGACGCAGUGAUGACCAGAGGCACGUUUGCCAGCAUCAAGCUCCAAAAUCGAUUAAUCGGCAAAACAGGCCCCAAGACUUUGCACAUUCCUUCAGGCCAGACAGUGGAUGUCUUUGAGGCAGCUGAACGCUAUCAGAGAGACGGCAUUCCCCUCAUCAUCCUGGCCGGCAAAGACUACGGCUCUGGAAACUCCAGAGACUGGGUAGCCAAAGGACCAUACCUGCUGGGGGUACGCGCAGUCAUCGCUGUGAGCUUUGAGAACCUGCACAAGACCCAGCUGGUGGGCAUGGGCAUCAUGCCGCUUCAGUUCCUGCCCGGCCAGACCGCCGACUCGCUGGAGCUCAGCGGGAAGGAGAGGUUCACCAUCAGCAUGCCCGACAGCCUGAGUCCGAAGCAGCAGCUCACUGUCAAGACCAGCCAAGGAAAGUCCUUCUCCGUCACCGCGCUGUUUGACACCGAGAUGGACGUUACCUUUUUCCAGAACGGAGGGCUCCUUAGAUACGUUGCUCGGACUCUCCUCUGAAACGGCCUGCAGCUGGGUCCCAAACCUACUGAAUGUGCACUAGUUUCAUGACAGGCAGCCCUCGUCAUUUCAGCAGUUUGUGUUCAGUAUUGACUAAAAAGCGGCUCAUUGAAGUGACAUUAAGGCUGGUGGUGUUGUCAGUCUGAGCUGGAUUUGAUGGACUCGUGAGACAGUUUGAAGCAGUUCGAUUGAUGUUUUCAUCACUACACACCGCUGUUACAGCAUUCGCAAAGGCAACGUUUGUUCUCGCAAGAGACUCAAACUGAGCCCAGGGUAUGCGAGAAGACAUUCAUACAUCAGUUUUUGUCUUUUAUUGCUGGAAAAAAAAGAAAAUGCAGACUACUUGAAGGGACAUUUGUUUCAUCAUUUAGAAGUAGGUGAGCCAAGAAGAAAUGAACCCUCUCUGCUUUUGUCAUCGUUUCACUCAAAAACAAUCCUGCCUGGAGAGGCUAAGACGGUGCUACGGUACUUCAGCAUGGAUAUACAUAUUGUAUUUUUAGGGUGAGACUGUAAACCCUUUUUUCCCCAACAUUCAAGUCAAGUCAAAUAUUAUGGGUUUAAAAAAAAAAAAAAACCUCCAUUAUUGAAAGUGAUGUCAGGUGCCCAUAUUUUUUUUUUAGGUCAAACAAUUGAACAUCCUCUUAAUAUUUCUUUAAUUAAACAUUUUUAAUCAGGUUCCCUUGAUGCAAAAAAGUAGUCGCCUCCUAAUGCUCACAAUCCUUUGGAAUGAGGUGAAAUGCCUCUGUCUGACGUUACAUACAUCACUAAGCUCCCUGCAUGAACAUGGCUCCUACUUAAACUGACAGCCGUCAACUUCACCUUAAAAGUAAAUUAUCAAAAGCUUUUCAGCAUAAAAAAUAAAUGAAUAGCCAUGCACAACGCAGCAGACGCUUCUAAAGGUUUGCUUUGAAAUAAUAACUAUUUGAAAUACACUUACUGUUUGUAUCCAACGUAUUCAAACAAAGUACUAUCAACGUGCGAAAUACACUUAAGUUUACUUAACUGGUGCUGAAGUAAACAGGUAGUUAUUGUGAUGUUGCUGGCUGGAGUUACACUUUGUCAUUUGGAUCUUUUCCCACAACAGUUUUCAGUUAUUCACUCAGCAGACGAGGCCAUGUAACUUUGCUUAAGAGUAACUCAAAUUACAAAUACAAGAUGAUCGUAAUUUUUGUCUUGGAUUGAGCAAGAUUGUGUUUAAUUGCUAAUUUUUAAGAGGACGAAUGUGUUAUUUAUUUUACCAAAAGUUACACUUUCUUGCUUUUAAGGAAAAGUUUGGUCUUGUGGGGGAAAUGAUCUUAUUUGCUCUCUGGUGGAGGGUUAAAAAGAAGAUUGUCUGUCCAUUAAAAGAGACAGAUCCACAAUUUUUAUUUAAAGUUUCUUAAAACAGUCAGGUGGCCAAAUGAACAUUGAAAUAGGGUUUUCCUGCCAUAAUCUGUUGAUUCCUGUUCGGACUGACCUCUUCACAAUGCACUCACAAUGCAAGUGAUAGAAGACAAAAUCGACAUCCCUCCAUCUGUGCAAAAAUGUUUUUCAGAGUUUAUCUGAAUUUAAAUCUGAAUAUUUGUGCACAAAAUGAAACUUGCAUUGAAAGCACAUUUGAAGGGGAUCUUUGAAUAGCCAGUAUGAACGGGUGGAAUGAUUACAGCAAGGAAAACCCUCUUUCACUGUUCAACUGUGAACCUGUCCUUUAUUAUUAAGCUACAGCCAUCUGACAUUUAGAUUAGCUUUUUCUUACCUUUCACUGAGCCUGGCUAUAGCUGUCUCUCCCCGUUUCCAGUUUCUGUGCUAAGGUAAGUUAACAUCCUGGUGAAUAAGUCUAUUUCCCUAUUGUUAAAGUAUUCCUUUGACAACUGGACCAUUAUUUUUGGACACUUCUUGGCCCUGUCUGUUCACGUGAUGUGGUGAUGAAAGCUGUAUUGGAGUGACAAGUGUAAUCACAGCGCUUCGUCUCUUUGGUGCUUCUCAUGUCUCUGUGCGUCUAUACAGUGGGAUUUUUAUUUUCCUAGGAUGGCGAAGUCAUGACCUGCCCUCCCACACGGCUGCCUUAAUCUAACAAUCCUAACCAUCAAAGGCAACGAGUAGCCAUUAGCCAAUCACAGAGGUUCAUGACUUUGCCAUCCUAGGAAAAAAACUUGGCUUCCACACAUGGGAUCAGUACAUUUAAUUCAGUCUAACUUGUUAAAUAUUACAAAAAAAACAACAAAAAAACUACUUGCAUGAGCACUCACUUUAAGUGGGACAUGACUGAUAAUCAACGCUUUUUUUAUCAUAACCAGCUAGACUGCAGUUUGAACUGACUCAAUUGUAGGUGAAUGGACACUGGCCCUGCCUACAAUACAGGUAUUGUUAAAUGUCUUAUCCAUCACAAAGCAUAUAUAUAUAUAGUGAGGUACUGGCCUUGUCAGCAGAAAUCAGUCCAAGAACAUUCUUUUUAUGUCAGCUUUGUAUGAUUUUAAUUUUUGUGCAUGUUCGAGCCAUUUGUACUCAGUUAAGAGUAUCUUGGUAGAUAAUGGCACCUUCAGAAAUCAUCCAUCCAGUGCACCAUGUCACAUUAUUUAGAAUAUGGAUUGGAGCCUUUAUGCAUAUAUACAUAUAUAUAUAUAUUUUUAGAGAGCAUGAUAUGUGCUGGCUGUGUUUAUGAGAAGUGGUUGUUAUUUAUUGAUACCUACAUUAUUCUGUAAUAUGUUGAAACCAUUAACUGCCUGAACUGUUGCAAAUCCUUGUAGUUUUUUGUCAUGUUACAGACAGUUUCUUUUGUUCAUGUCCAGCUGCCAAAGUGAAGCUGAAGCAAGCAGCGAGCAGUCAUGGGAUGAUGUCAUGUGUUGUUGUCAUGGGUGCCUAAUGUGUUAAGAGUCCAUCAUAGUUUCUCUACUGCUUCACGUUACAGUUUCUUAGUUUGCUCGGCCAGGCCAGUCUAUCCUCACAGUUUGCCUUCUUAGUUCAGUUAGCUGGAUGGAGCAACAUUGUAGAGUGAAGUGUAGUGUUAUCAUGUGUCGCAGUUCACUGGUUCGGCGCUGCUUCUGUUAUCUCAGUCGUGUGCAAACCGGGUGCUUCGCUGCACACAUGAAAAGGUGUCUGGAUGUCUGUAACUCUGAAUCAUAUUGUAAAUAGUUUUUAAUAAAUGGUAAAUCAAAGCUGGUAUCGAAGCGCUCUGUGAGGAGUUACGAGUGCCCUGUUGAAUGAAUUAUAAAAGUUCAUUUGAGGACAUCUUUACUGCUGACAAGUUUUUUUUUUACAACCUAGAUAUCAGUGAGUCUUGUGAGCAUGCAUCACGUCGAAUGACAGACCUCUGUUACCUUCAUAAUAAAAUCCAUGUCAGCACUUAAACAGCAAAAGUGAGUGAAGCAAUUAAAAUAUGUUGGGAGUUAUUGCCUGUCCAAUAGAGGAUCUUUGAGGAGGACACUUUUUAAAUAUCCCUUAAAUUCGGCUGUUAAGGAAUGAUUCCUAAAUGAUGAUUUUCUUUUUUACAGCUGAAAAAUAAAUGUCAGUGGUCUGUGGAGAAAAACUAUGUACAGUUCCUAAAUAACCUUGGACACAUCACUGGUAUUUCUGUACUGCAAUUUCUCUUUUCAGCCGAUAGGUGGUGAAGCACUUUACAUUCUGAUACCGAUAAAUCUUAAAAAGCUAAUAUCAGAAGAUAUAGUGGGAAUUUAAUCUUACUGAGUUUUAUCUAUGACCUUGUGUACCAGACUUUAAAAGCAGUACCAGCGAUGUAGUACUGUGAGGAAUUUAUUCUCUAGUGCAGCGGUUCUCAAAGUGGGGUCUGGGGUCCUUGCAGGGGUUCCCUAGCAAAAAGGGGAAUCAUUUAUUUUCAUUAUACUUCCAUCGAUAAGUAACACAAUGACAGAAUGUGUGAGCUUCAUACACUUUAUGUUAUGAAACAUCUAUAAGCAAAAAUCUUAUCAAAGGGGGGUCUGUGGUCUAAUUUGUGAUAGUUUAGGGGUCCUUGAUGUGAAGAAGUUUGAGAAUACAUAAACAGAACAGUGUGUUUAAAUGAGGAAUUCUCUGAUGUUAAUGUCACCUGGUUUUUGACUUUAAACAUGACAAACAGCUGUAAUAUUUAGUUUUUAGAAAUAAAGAGACUUGAGUCUGAGGUUCUUACUGAAAUCUCCAAGUGUAAACAGUGCAACUUUAAUUGAUUUGUUUUAAAAGAAAUUUCUAUGACACAGUGCACGUUGCUGACAUUGCUCUGCACGUUGACGAGUGAUGAUACGCAGUAUGAAGCUGAACAUCCACAGUUUUCAUUCAGUGCUGUCUGACAGCAUUCCUCGAAAUCUCAGAUGAAAACAAGCAUGUAUAUGUCAAAAGAAAAAGAAAAAAAAACUUGUGCAAAGAAAUGUCUGCAAGUUACAUGAUGCCUUACUGACACAUGAUACAGUGUAGCGUAAUCGCUGCACGGUGUGCAAACGUGAAAUUAAAGCUAUAAUCAAAAGACGGCAGCUCUGCCACGUGUUACUGUUUGAUCGUCAAACUGCGGACUGAGGCAGCAGGGAAGCAUUUAGGUUCAGUAUGACAUCAGUUUAGUAUUUGACAUUAAUCUCAUCUCUACGAGUCAGCAUCAGUCCAGUCCUGGUGCUUCCUGGACUCCAUUUUUAAAAGGACCAUUCCAGUGUUUUAACAUGUUGUUGCCCAUUUACUAGAAAUCACACAGUCUCAUUUAGUGCUGAAAUGAUUAUUCAGUCAACAGAUUAUUAUUCAUUUAAGUUAUUCAUGAAUCAAAAAUGUUUCCAGCUCCUCAAAUAUGAGGACCGCAUUUCAAUGUUUUACAUGAUUUUAAAUGUAAUAUCUUUAAGUUCGACAAAACCUGCAAUAUGAUACCACUGUGGAAAAUUAAGACGGGCAAUCUUCAUUAUUUUCUGACAUUUUAUCAUGAUUAAUUAUUAUUUGCAAUUACUGUCAACCUGUCAAGGAAAUGGUUUUCAUCAAUUUCACUUCAGUACACCACAAUACUUGCAGUUUGCUUGAGAUAGCAACAUUUAUGUAGUGGACAUGUCAGGAUUUACUGUAUUUUAGUCACUGAUUAACUCAAACAAUCUCAUGACAUUAACAGUGAAGGGUGCACAUCUCAAGCAAGUUUCAAGUGUGUGGAAGCCGAGGCAGCCCGCAAGAUAAGCACAUUUAAAAAGCCUUGAAAAGAAUACAAAAACAAUUAUAGUAAAUAGGCAAAAUUUUGUGAAAACACCUGCAUGGUUUUUAAACUCAAGCCUGACAAUCUUGUCAUUAUGGCUGUUGUGGAAGUGACUGUUAGCAAUCCUCAGCUGUGUUCAACCUUCUCCCAAAAACUGGAUUAUAUUUGCUGUCCGAAGACGAAAACACCACUCGGAUUUAAAAAGGCACAGACAAGUGUAGUUACAAGAGUAAAGUUUGCACUAUGAUUGAAAUCAAAUCUAAAACAUUAAACCCACAUUAAGCUUGACCUACAAUGCAACCCUUGACCACAGCUGUAGACCGCUAAUCUAAUGCCUCUCUUUACCCUGCAACCCCCCCACCCCCGUCAGCAUCAAUAGUAUUUUAAAUCUGAAAGAAAAAAAAACAAAAAACAAAA